GUACGAGGAGUACGGGGGAGGGAGGCAGACAGAAACUCGGGGAGCUCCUCCACACAACGGGGAGCGCUGGUUGUGGCUGUCGGAGGGAAGCUCGUCCAGCUCGGAGCAUCCCCCUCCGUCUCCCGGUCGCGGUUUCAUGUGUCAGAGCGACGUUUGAUUGCUGUCGCCACCUGGGCAUUAUUUAUAACCGACGUAAAAAAAAAAAAAAAUCGGAUGGGACGUACCGCCGAGCCGAGCAGAGACACUCCCGGAAAUAACAUGCGUACUCUCAGCCUGUCACGUAGGCUCGCUGAGGAUUUGCAUUGCUGUAUGGCUGCCGUAGGUAGGUUUUCGACGCUGCCUGAAUAUGUUUGAAAGGCGCACCGAAACAAACGCAGAGCUGCGGAGUGGCUGCUGAAAUCAGAGCAGACGAAGGAUUGGGGACAUGAUACUUGCAGCGCGCCUCUCCGAAAGAGGAAGCAGCGGCUCAGUUGGAAAAUGAAGGGAGGACGUGAGGUACGUGUGCACCCAGCGGACGACGAGAUCAAAUGGAGAGUUUGGGGCUGAAGGAGCUCUUGAAGACAAACUCUCGCCUCGGACCAACCAUUUUUUCAGAGUCGCAGGAGAGAAGAAGCCAGCAGACGGAGAUCUACAACUCAUACCAGGCAGACAUGGGUUUGAACGGUUUCUGCGCAGGGCCCACUGGGACUCAGACGGCCGCUGAGCUGCUUGCCGACAUGGCCUCGCAGACGAACUCCCCGGGCAUCACCAGCCCCACAAAGCAGUCCAAAAGCGGCGUCCCACUCUACAACGGCGGGGUGGUGUCUCCGUCGGCCACCGUGGAGGCCAGCCAGGCCGAGGCUUUGGCCCACACGCCCCAUAGUUACCCGGCUCAAGUGGAAGGGAUGGGCGCAAAGACAGGUGGCUCCGUCUGCACUUUCAACAGCAGAAGCCUCACGAUGGAGGACGGGGACAGAACUGCUCAUGACAUAUGCUCUUUAGGAACGAGGAGAAUCAACGAGGACCUGAAAGUCAGGCAGGCGCAGCAGCAGCAGCAGAAGAGGAGGAAUGGAGAGAAUUGGGACGUUGGAUCAGAAAUCCUCAAUGGCCAUGUUGCGGGGUCGCCGGGGUUAGGAUGCUCAGCAGACCCGGAUUGUGGAGCAGGGGAGUCGGAUUUAAAGCGGCGGAAGUUAGCUGAUGGAACUGUGGCUAGCAAGUCAUCUGAACCGCGCAGAGUGGCCCGAACGGUCGCUCCGCUUAGAGUCGGCGUCAACAGCAGCAGUUCUCACAACCAUCCAAACUGCUCUCCUGAAAAUGCCAACAUGCGAAAUGGACAUUACGCAGCAUCCCCAGACCCUGCGGCUGUACCAAGCCUGCCCUCCAUCCCUGGCCUGCUGCCUCCUGCCGGGACCGCCUGGUCAGCGGAGCGCAUCGCCAAGCAGUACAUUAUCCCCUGCAUGAAGUACUACGGUAUUUGUGUGAAGGAUAACUUCCUCGGUGGGCAACUGGGAGACGGCGUCCUGAAGGAGGUGGAGGCGCUGAACCAGAGUGGGAAGUUCCGGGGCGGACAGCUGGUGAGCCAGGCGGACAUUCCCUCCCGGAACAUCCGAGGUGACCAGAUUGCCUGGGUGAAGGGGCAGGAGCGAGAGUGCCAAAGCAUCGGGACGCUGAUGGCUCACAUUGACGAGGCCAUCUUGUACAGCGCUGCCAAAGGGCAGCUGGGGAACUGUGUCAUCAAUGGACGCACUAAGGCCAUGGUUGCUUGUUAUCCAGGGAAUGGGGCUGGAUACGUCCGCCAUGUUGAUAACCCGAACGGCGAUGGACGCUGCCUCACGUGCAUCUACUAUCUAAACAAGAACUGGGACGUUAAGACACACGGAGGUUUGUUGCAGAUCUACCCCGAGGGCAAAAACGUGGUGGCCAAUAUCGAGCCUUUGUUCGACCGGCUGCUCAUCUUCUGGUCUGACCGCAGAAACCCACAUGAAGUCAAGCCAUCUUACACCACUCGGUAUGCCAUCACAGUCUGGUACUUUGAUGCCAAAGAGAGGUCAGAGGCUAAAGAGAAGUACAAACUGGCAACAGGACAGAAGGGCAUUCAAGUGCCUGUCACUCAAAACAGCAGGUCAUAAAAAUAAAAAUAAAAAAAACUCUCCCAAGUGUCCGGAGAGUGUUCUCAAAGUAUUACGUGCCUUCCUCUACCGCUAACGGACACUACGAUCACAAAGGGAGGCGCGGUGAAACCUUCAGCAGGAGUCCAGCUGCUUGAUUCACACGGCGAGCCGUAGGGUGAGGAUCGGGCUGCUGAUCGAACACCUGGCAGAAACAACAGGAACACAGAGGACUGGCUCGGACGCCAAUGGUGGGUUCAGAAGAUAUGAGACUGAAUGAAAAAAAAAAAACAAGAAAGAAAGACUUGGACAUCUCGAAGGCCCCCCCCCCACUACAAAACAAAAUGACUGACUCUGUUGUUGUUUCGUUGCAGUUCUGCUUCUUCAACUAUCAGAGAUGUUGUGAUGUUUUGACAUAUCGAUGAAAGAGCAUUGAAAUCUAAGUCCUAAGUUCCUUUAUCUCAGUUGUGUGCAACAGUGGCCUCUUGUCUCUCGGCAGAGUGUGUGUGUCUAACAAGAAACUAAGGCCGAAUAUUGACGUCAGACUCAACAUUUCAGAUUAGUGCAUGAGGACAGCAGUUUUAUUUUCCACAAGUGCAUCUCAACCAGUUAAAAUAAUUAGAUUCAGAACGUGAACCCCAUAUUGCAGAUUCCUUGAUGUAUUUAUUUCAGUCCUCUCCAGGAUGCAGUUGUCCCUGUGGCUUGUGAAACAUUUUCCUUCCACUCAACUUUCCAUUAAUAUGGUUUAAAUACUGCAUACGGACUUCUAAAUGGCCUUACCUUCACAGUUUUCUCAAGUCUGCAGUUCUUCUUGAUGCUUGUGCAAAAUUGCUUCCAUUCAACUUUAUAUGGUUUGAAAUGGCACAGUAUGAACAGCCAACUCCUUUAGCAGUGACUUUAAGUAAAAAGUCACUGCUAAAGUGACUUUUUAUUUAAAGCCACUUUAAAUAAAAAGUCACUUUACUGUUUUUGUGGUGAGUGUCAACGGCUGUUUGCUGAAUAGCUACCGUCAAGUCAGCAGUUCGUCUUUUGUGCACCUGAUUCUACCACAGUUUUACCUUCUACUCAAUUUCCAGAAAUAUGCUUUGACAAGUGUUGUUAUAUUUCAAUAGAAGAAAACCUUUCAAUGAUUUUUCUAAUUAAUUGAGAUGCACCUACAGAACACAUCAAGUAGACAAACUUUUCCAGGACGUUUUGCUUUCCAUAGCUCAGGAUUAAUUUUUUUUCAUCCAAACUCAAAAAUGCAGCUCGACAUAACGCCCAGAAAUCCACAGUGAAUAUAUAUUUUGGGGGAUUUGUUGUUGAUUAGAGUGUUGAUCUCUGCACACAGCUCACACCUGAGACAAGAGGCUGUUCUGCUAAAGGUAAAUGAGAUGGUGGGGGUGGGGGGUUUGAACAAGUCCGCUGAGUGUGUUUAUGUUGCCUUUCUAUGUGUUCAUACCAAGAUGGACCAGAGUGGAACAAAUCUGCCCGAGAAAUCCCCCCACAGAAAAAGGACAACGUGACUUUACUCUUAUGACUGAAAAUCUGUUGUUCUCUAAACUUAAGACAAUUGGAGUUUAAAGCACAGAUUUUUUCUUUCUUUCUUUUUUUUUUUUUUUUACAAC
This is a messenger RNA of Poecilia latipinna (sailfin molly), 3694 nucleotides long. RefSeq names its product egl-9 family hypoxia-inducible factor 2 (gene egln2). NCBI's taxonomy places the organism in Eukaryota, Metazoa, Chordata, Actinopteri, Cyprinodontiformes, Poeciliidae. The transcript is spliced from 6 exons. Bases 528 to 2108 code for a protein of 526 amino acids. Gene Ontology annotation, molecular function: peptidyl-proline 4-dioxygenase activity; ferrous iron binding; L-ascorbic acid binding. The record is from RefSeq and is a predicted model, not a curated record. Gene Ontology annotation, biological process: peptidyl-proline hydroxylation to 4-hydroxy-L-proline; cellular response to hypoxia. Gene Ontology annotation, cellular component: nucleus; cytoplasm.